AUGGUGGUGGUUGCAAAACGGCACAAGCGUUUCCUCUUGCGCCAAACAAGUAAUUCCAGCAAGACCACUUUCCUUAUCGAUGAGGAGGCGGCAUCCAGUCCUUCAAUCACCAAAACUGACAUAUCACGACCUCCCCUUCUCGCACAACCCAGUAUACCGACCUUCACCAUUACCGGCAGUAGCGAUCAGAACUUGAAUCGCCCUUUGGAUGUACGUUCUAACCAGCUGUGGGACGUGCCCGAAACCUCUCAUGAACAACUGGCCACGCCACAUGAAAACAACCCACCCAACUACCUUUCCUUUCUAUCUGUAAAAUCCUCUGCAGCGGCUCUUACGCGCACCUCGUCUUCCAUUGACUGCUCUACAAGCGCUGUUUGCGGCAGUGAUGGUGCAAAGCGCAAACUCACAUGCCCGGAGAUAUUGCCAGGUGAAGGAAGACGUAAGAGCAUGACAGAACUCUACCAACCUAUCAUUCUCAUGCCACAAAAGGGCCGCAAUGAUAAUGUCACAGACUCGGUCUUUGUGCGACAACUUCAGCGCCAACAUAAACGAACUGUAGUGGUACUGGCUAGCAUCCUUAUCGUCUUCAUUGCGUGCCACGGACCUCGGGCAAUAUGGUUGUGUGCAAGGUGGUUUUACACUGAUGUAAGUGGACAACUCCUGCUCUUGGUGACUCUGUGGUCUCGGGUGUGCAUCUUCCUAGAUCCUGUACUCUACGGAUUUUGGGGCAACAGAGCUUAUCGCCGAUGCUUGCGAAAUCUUUCUCACCACCUUGUCCCGCCUUGUGGUGAUAGAAGCCUGAAAAAGAAUGGCAUUUAA
This is a messenger RNA of Hydatigera taeniaeformis, 819 nucleotides long. NCBI's taxonomy places the organism in Eukaryota, Metazoa, Platyhelminthes, Cestoda, Cyclophyllidea, Taeniidae. The record is from the annotation of a GenBank genome assembly.